Molecule: messenger RNA, 813 nt
Organism: Cajanus cajan (pigeon pea)
Lineage: Eukaryota; Viridiplantae; Streptophyta; Magnoliopsida; Fabales; Fabaceae
Source: RefSeq, a predicted model, not a curated record
AUGGAGGCAGAGAGAGCUGCAGCUGGUGCAGCAAGGUCCACUGGGUCGCAGGAGAGCCGGGACCUAGCUGAGUUUCGGAAGUGUCAUCCUCCUCAGUUCAAGGGGGAGGCAGACCCAAAGGUAGCUGACCAUUGCAUUUGCGAGCUUGAGAAGAUCUUCACCGUGCUAGGAUGUUCUCAAGAGAGGAGGCUAGCAUACGCGGUGUACAUGCUUGUUGGCGAAGCCGAGCAUUGGUGGAGGGGUACCCAUCAUAUGCUGACUGCCAGAGGGGUGGUUGUGGACUGGGAGUGCUUCAGAAGGAUGUUCUUGGAGAAGUAUUUCCCCGAGAGUGUGAGACAUGCCAAGGAAGCUGAGUUCAUGCGCUUACACCAAGGAGGGAUGACCGUUUUUGAAUAUGCGAUGAAAUUCGAGCACCUAGCUCAUUUUUAUUCGCAAGGCAUCGCCGAGGCUUGGAAGUGUCGGAAGUUUGCAGAAGGAUUGAAAUAUGAUCUUAGGAGAGUGUUGGUGCCUAUGGCCAUCACUGAAUUUCCAGCCUUGGUGGAGAAGGCAAAGGUGGUUGAGCGGUUGGAAGGUGGUAACUGCGGGGUGAAGACUGUUGAGGGGCCAUCCGGGCAACCUGCUGGUGCUGCUGGUGGAGGAGGACAGGGUGGAGGUGCUGCCCUGAGAUGUUACAGGUGUGGUGGGUCCCAUAUGAUCAGGGAUUGCCCCCACACAGAGAAUCGGUGUUUUAGAUGCCAACAGAUGGGCCAUGUAUCUUCCAACUGCUCCGCCAGGGCCAGAUCAGAGAGGAGUGCUCAGAGGAGUGAUACUUAG